Molecule: messenger RNA, 3026 nt
Organism: Schistosoma intercalatum
Lineage: Eukaryota; Metazoa; Platyhelminthes; Trematoda; Strigeidida; Schistosomatidae
Source: the annotation of a GenBank genome assembly
ACUUAAAGCGGGCAUGAUUCAAACCAAGCACCAAAAUAGGUCAACAAUUGCAAGAAAGAAAAGAAGUAUUCUCAAGUUUUCAAAGUACGUACAAACAAAUUAAAUUUCCAAGAACUAAAACUUUAACAAUACAUUCAGAUUUGUGGAAAAUGAAGCCACCACAUCUAUGCCCUUGAAAUGACCUCAAAGCGCUCACAGCUGAUAACUAUUACGUGGACGAAUAAAAGUAUGGAAGUCUUUUAAAAAAAUAUAAAUCCCCUAAACAUAUGCUGACUUUGUAUACUUUAAAGUUUAUUCGUGUCCCGCGUAUAAUACCAGUGUUAAAAUUUAUACAUCAGGAAAAAUAGAAAUCCCCUUAUAUCGAAAUGCUAAAUUCAUUGACUUAAAUUACUUUUUGAAAAUGUCAGAACAAAAAACGCAGCUUGUCAUUUUCUUCUGACUUUCAAUCUGUUACCUUCUAAAGAGUAAACUUGACCUCUGUUCUUGUUCAAAUGGAAAAGGAAAACAUGGACUCAAACAAACAAAGUUACUGUCCAUAACAACAAAAUGUCCUAUAGGCACUUGAUUAACUCUCCUAUCCCAAAAUUAAUGUGCUGAUUGACGUAACAUGCUCAAAAUUCCUGAAACAAUGUCAAUAAAGAAAUUUAACUUGCCAGAUUUUUCAUAUGGGGAUGAGAUUGAUUAUUAUGCUGUAUCACCAACAAUAUUGCAGUUAGAUCACCAAGAGAUCGUUGAAACAGACCAUUCAUCUGGCAAUCGUCUAUUGAAUGGUGAUUCAGUAACUGAGACAGCUACUACUAAUUCAAAUCUCGAUUUAGGAUUAAAUAAAGAAGCUGAUUAUCUAUUCUCAUUUGAAUUAGAUACUAAUACACUUCCGUUAGAAUUAUUGAAUAAAGAUUUAGAUACUCCAGAUUUUAAUUGGACAGAUUUAUUACCCGACUCCAAUGAAUUAGUAUCUCUGGACGAUAUUAAUCCUGGUAAUUUUUCAAAAUCUAAACAAAUUAAAAAUGAGAAAGUGAAGUUUACCAAUUGUCAAAGAAAAUCUUUGAUGAAUCAUUUUAAUCCAAUACCAAAGUUUUCAUAUCAAGAGAAAACUAUUCAACAACAAGAACUUUUAUAUUCAUCAUCAUCAGCUCAUAGUUCUUCAAGUUCUGUCAUUAACCAUUAUCAUUGUCACCAAUUGUUGAAUUCAACGGAAAUUAAUAAUGAGUGUGAUAUGAAUGAUUCUUAUAAAACUAAUAAAAUAAUUUGUCUAAAUAAUGAAGAUUUACUAAAUGGUAAACCUGGAGAAUGCGUUAAAUUAACUUCAGAAGAAUAUAAAAUGCUCCAAAGAAUCGGUUGUCAACUACCUAUCAAAUUUCCAUUAAGUCAAACUAAUGAAAAAGCAAUACGUACUGUCAGACGAAAAAUUCGUAAUAAACUCUCUGCUCAAGCUAGUCGUGCCAAACGUCAAAGGUAUGUAAUUGACUUGGAACGUCGGUAUUCUAUGUGUACUGAAGAAAUCAAACAAUUACGUCGACAAGUAUAUGAAUUGGAGGAAGAUAAACGGAGUCUUACAAUACAUCUACGCAAAUUACGGUCUUAUAUCAAUAAAUUCAUGAAUAAACGAAGUGAACAGUCCUAUUUACCACUAUUCGUGAACUCCAACAAUACUGAAUUUAAUAAUAAUAAUAAUAAUAAUAAUAAUAAUAAUAAUAAUAAUAAUAAUAAUAAUAAGGUGACUGCUAAACAAGCCGCUAAAGCGGCAGCCGGUGGGACUAGUCUCUUGUUAAUGACGUUUAUGAUAUUGAUGUGGACUGCUGUAGUUCCAAUACCGUCGGUCAUAAAAACGUUAGAUACUGCAUCAUCGAUGUCUACAAGAAAUUUCUUCAGUUCAUUUCCAGGUCGGUCUCGAAUGUUGAUGAGUAUUAACAACCCUCCAGAAUUGUAUUCUUCCUCCUCCUCGUCUUCUCAAGACCUAAUACUUAAUGAAUCAAAAACAACUUUAUCCAAUCCGGAUAUUACACCUGAGAAUACAAUUCAAUAUAUUGUUCCGAUUAGUAAGUUUAUUACAUCAGUGAUUACUGAACAAUAAUGAAUAAUCUAUCAGAAAUUAAUUUACAUUUAUAACUAAUAUUUUUACACCACAAUUAUCCAUAUACAGUGCCCAAACCAAACACAGAAUCAAUAUUCUCUAAACAGUAAAUUUGACGUUAAUAAUAAAUAAUUCCAAAGAGAGAGAUAUAUAUAAAAAAAGAGGGAAACAGUUGAAUAGAAUGAAGCAAUCAAUGAUACUUUCAAAAAAAAGAAUAAAGAAAUAAAAAGAUAAAGAGAAGAUUGUCUUAUCUCUUCUUUCCCAUUAAUUUCAUUCUUAUUUAAUAUUGUCAUAGUGUAGUGAAGGAGAACACAGGUGAGGACAACCAAAUUGUAUUUAGCACAAAAUUACAGAGUUACUUUGUAAAAUAGAAAACCAUUAUAGUAAGUCGUUAAUUUGCAAAAUAUCAUUCCAUCAUAUCAAACCGGGCUGUUGCUGUUGCAAACAUCAAUCCAUUGUCUCAAAUUUGAUUGUUCAUGCGAUUUAUUACAAAUUUCAUUGUGUUCUCGCUCUUCCUUUCUUAAUCUUCCCCAUCUUCUGCUGCCAGACAUUAUGUUAUUUUAACUAACGUUAUAUACUACUUAUAUCAAUAUAAGUAGCACGCACCACAAUAUAGCCCAUUACCAUUUACAUCAUGUAUGUUUAAACAAUAACAAUAAUUAAUAAUAUUUUGAUUUAUAUACAAACAUGAAAAAAGUUUUUUUCUUUUUUCUUGAAAAUAAAAAUACUUCAAUUCAUUAAUUCUAUGUUGUUGUUCUGUUUUUUUCUUCUUCUUUUGUUGUUGUUUCUCUUUUACUGUCAUUAAAAACCAGUCAGUAAAACAGGACAAUAUUGAUAGUGAUUACCUUGAAUAUUAUCUAAACGAUGUAAUUCAUAUUUUGAAAAUAAUUACAAAGUGCUUACUGAUUUACAAGCAUAAUCAAGGUUGAUAAUAAUAAUAAUAAUAAUAAUA